CUCGAAAGCAGACCUCCUGCAUCAUCAUGAAACAUGGCAUGGCCUUCAGGAAACUCUCGCGGACACCAUCACAUCGGAUGCUCAUGCUUCGCAACUUGGUAACUUCCCUUGUCGAGCAUGAGCAGAUCAAAACAACUCUUCCCAAGGCUCGUGAGGCAGCAAGACUUGCUGAGAAGGUCAUCACGAUGGCGAAGAAGGGUCGGUAUGCGGGCUACCAACGCGCCUCCGGUUUCCUCCUCCAACCCAAACUUACCUCUAAGGUCUUCACCACUCUCGCCGAGCGCUACCGUGAUCGCCCAGGUGGCUACACCCGCAUACACAAGUUCGGCAACCGUCCUGGCGACAACGCUCCUCAUGCUAUCCUCGAAUUCGUCGAUAAUCCUCGAGACCUCAAAUACGAGAUGACUUCCCGCGCGGUUGGUUGGGAAGUUCUUGGAAAGGAGAUGCGGGAGAGGUCGGCGAAGACAUUAGCAGAGGAAGGUGUUGAUGGUGUCGCGGAGUUGAUGCAGAAGGAGUUGGUUCUUGGGCCAAAAGCGAAGGGAGAUUUGAGGCCGCGGACGCGGUGGAAUUUGCAGAAGGUGUUGAAGUACAGACCAACGGGUGCACUGACCGAGAUAGGAUUCAAGGCUGAGGAUCAUAUAGACUCGCUGCUCGCGAAACCCUUGUCCAUCAAGACACUUCGAGAGAACGCCGACAAGAAGGCCGCUGAUACAGCUGAGGAGAACCAAACUUACUUCCGCAGUCUUAAGGACAUCAAGAUGAACGUCGGUGACCGGGCGCCUGGCCAGACUCGUAGCGCACUAACUCUCGCGAGGGGAGGUCUUGGAUGGCAGCCAGGACGCAAAGUUCGAUGGUUCGAACGGCGCAAGCUUGGUGUUGAGAAACCUCUCGACUGGACACAAUUCUAAUGUGUUUCAUCCUUUACACUGUUGCCAUUAUCUUAUUUUGUUCUCUCGUUCUGCUAUGGGCACGCACGCACGCACGCACAUGCUAUGGAUCUGUAUACAAGUAUACAAUCGCACUCCGUCUCUAAUAACGAUCUGCCCGCC
Messenger RNA from Stereum hirsutum FP-91666 SS1, 1049 nucleotides. Its product is annotated as mitochondrial ribosomal protein L17. The record is from RefSeq and is a predicted model, not a curated record. Gene Ontology annotation, cellular component: mitochondrial large ribosomal subunit; ribosome. Gene Ontology annotation, biological process: translation. The transcript is spliced from 4 exons. Bases 27 to 908 code for a protein of 293 amino acids. Lineage: Eukaryota; Fungi; Basidiomycota; Agaricomycetes; Russulales; Stereaceae. Gene Ontology annotation, molecular function: structural constituent of ribosome.